GAGAAAGAGAGAUGGGUUGGCGUGGGAUUCUGGGUUUUGAGUAUGGAAUAGUUCAGGCACCUUUGGGACCUGAUAUUUCUGGACCUGAGCUUGUUGCUGCUGUUGCUAAUGCUGGCGGACUAGCUUUCCUCCGGGCUCCUGAUUGGGAAUCACCAGACUAUCUCCGGGAGCUUAUAAGUAAGACUCGAAGCUUAACGGACAAACCAUUUGGGGUUGCUGUUGUCCUGGCAUUUCCACAUGAGAAAAAUAUAAACGUCAUAUUGGAGGAAAAGGUAGCAGUUCUGCAGGUAUACUGGGGUGAUUGUUCUGCGGAGCUUGUGAUGAAAGCUCAUCGUUCUGGGGUUAAGAUUGUUCCUCAGGUGGGGAGUUUGGAGGAGGCCGAAAAAGCAAUCUCUGCUGGUAUAGAUGCAAUUAUUGUCCAAGGAUUAGAAGCAGGAGGACACGUGAUCAGUCAGGAUGCUUUGAUUUCAUUGUUGCCAAAGGUAGUCAAUCUUGUCGGAGAUCAAAAUAUAACCAUCAUUGCAGCAGGUGGUAUUGUGGAUGCUAGCGGGUAUGUUGCCGCCCUUGCCCUUGGUGCACAAGGAAUCUGCCUAGGCACUAGGUUUCUUGCAACCGAGGAAAGUUAUGCUCAUCCCAUAUACAAGAGGAAGUUGGUUGAGUAUGACAGAACUGCGUACACUGAUAUAUUUGGCCGUGCAAGAUGGCCUGGAGCACCACAUCGUGUUUUGGAGACACCUUUCUUCAAUGAGUGGAAGUCUCUUCCUGAUCAUGAAACAGAAGCCGAUCAGCCAGUCAUUGGUCGAACAAGAAUACAUGACAGGGAAAUAGAAAUCCGUCGUCUUGCCGGGACAGUUCCAAAUGUAACCACAACUGGUGACAUUGAAAGCAUGGUUUUCUAUGCUGGCCAAAGUGUAGGCCUUAUCAAGGAAAUAUUACCUGCAGCAGAAGUGGUAAAGAGGCUAGUUGAAGGCGCUCAACUUCUAAUCAAGCAGAAGUUCAGUCACUAGUACUUUCUUUUUAAGUCACUAAAUCCAUGUUAUUAGCGACCACUAUAACGUAUAGCCCCAAUAUAUCUAUAUAUCCGGCUUCAGAGCUCCUUAUAUCAAUCCAAUUUUUUAUGAGAAGAAUAACACAGUAUGUCUGAACCAAACAUGCUUGCAUUAUUGAAAGUAUCAUUCACCUCCAUGUACUUUCCAGCCAUCAGUACCUGAAAAUGUUAGAUUAGUACUUUGUUGACUUCAGAGUUUUGCAAAGCGCAAAGGUAACAAAUACUGAAUUAAAGAAGCCGGGAGGUCUUCUGCAAUUUGGCUAACAGAAGCAGCAACGAUUUCAAUGAGCCCUUGACUAGGCACACCCCUGAGCCCUUAGGUUACUAGGGCACCCCCCACCCACUACGGCGUGGGCAAAUCCUUCGCCAAAGAAGUUACUAUCAAGUCAGCUUGAGAGUUGCUGCCUGGCUAAACUCAUCAUCCUACUUUCACUUUUUGCAAUAUUCAUUCAAUAAACUACACAUCAGUUACAAGCCGAGAAUCAUACAAACAUUUUUUUUCCUACACUGAUCUAAUUCUCUUACCUAUAUUGGAACACCCGAAGUAGUACAUGACAUGAGUGACCAAGGACUUUUCUCACUUCCCUUUCCUGCUAGUGACUCCCUUUUCACUUUGCAUUCUGUUGAUUUGGUUUAGUGCUGGCCCAAGGAUAUUGUAAAGCACCCAAAGUAUAGCUGGAAUGAUUGGCAGUAGGAGUGCCAAGGCACGGUUAUCGCCUUCUGCAACAUCUGCAAUUCUUUGUGCACCAAACGCAGGAUCACACGAAAUAAGGGUGGACAGGAUGGUACCAGUAAUGGUGGCAGUCCUGCUUGGGGAACUGGAAGUUUCGGUGUUCGUCAUGGUUUCAGAGGAAGUGAAGCUCGUUGGGAGGUCUUUCUGAGAGAGAAGGGAUACUGUUUUUAUAGUUGGUUUGCAGGGGCUUCUGGUUUUGGAUGACUUGAUGCUGAAGCUUUUAACAUUGAGCAUGGCCAGGGUGCCUAAGGUUGAAGCCAUUAGUACCUACACCUUGAAGAUCUCUACAGUUUAUUUGACAUUCAAGGACUCAAUUUAUGGGCGUCCAAGGAAGCAUAGUAUAGUAGUCUCUAGAGUCUUCAUCUUCUCUUAUAAAUGUCACAUUGAAAGCUGUACAUCAAUGAGAACUAGUGGUGGAAAAUCAAGCAACUCGAUCUCGAUGUAUCUGGACACUUCAGUUCCUUGACGCCAUAUCAAACUAAAGGGGUCAAUUUGACUUUGUUUCCAUGACCCCAGAAACAUCUAUACGCAUUGGCAUGUCUUUGUGAC
Molecule: messenger RNA, 2330 nt
Organism: Fragaria vesca subsp. vesca
Lineage: Eukaryota; Viridiplantae; Streptophyta; Magnoliopsida; Rosales; Rosaceae
Product: probable nitronate monooxygenase-like
Exons: 6
Coding region: 12-1007 (331 amino acids)
Molecular function (GO): nitronate monooxygenase activity
Source: RefSeq, a predicted model, not a curated record